Molecule: messenger RNA, 2844 nt
Organism: Callorhinchus milii (elephant shark)
Lineage: Eukaryota; Metazoa; Chordata; Chondrichthyes; Chimaeriformes; Callorhinchidae
Product: interferon regulatory factor 2
Exons: 9
Coding region: 203-1267 (354 amino acids)
Biological process (GO): immune system process; regulation of transcription by RNA polymerase II
Cellular component (GO): nucleus
Molecular function (GO): DNA-binding transcription factor activity, RNA polymerase II-specific; RNA polymerase II cis-regulatory region sequence-specific DNA binding
Source: RefSeq, a predicted model, not a curated record
AGAGUUGCAAAUUCUUAGGAACAAACACGAAAACAAAUCGGGGGAUUUUGCAGCUUCUUUUACUUUCGAUCUAAUUCCGCAGUUGGCAGUGCGGGACCUGCUUUGCCUCCGGAGGAUUUCCAACCCGACUGUCGGGCUGUCAGCGCUCUCACUGAAAACGGGGGUCGUUUUAUCUUUGGAAGUGACUGAUCUCGAGGUAAUAAUGCCGGUGGAGAGAAUGCGUAUGCGACCGUGGUUGGAAGAGCAAAUAAAUUCAAAUAAAAUACCUGGUCUAAAAUGGCUAAACAAGGAACAGAAGAUUUUUCAGAUUCCGUGGAUGCAUGCUGCACGACAUGGCUGGGAUGUAGAAAAGGAUGCUCCUCUAUUUAAAAACUGGGCGAUUCACACAGGAAAAUACCACCACGAGAAAGACAAAGCUGAUCCAAAAACAUGGAAAGCCAACUUCCGCUGUGCUAUGAACUCUUUACCUGACAUAGAAGAAGUCAAGGACAAGAGCAUCAAAAAGGGGAGCAACGCAUACAGAGUAUACCGAAUGCUACCAGCAACCGAGAAACCAUUUAAAAAAGGAAAGAAAGCAAAGGUGGAAAAGGAAGAAACGAGCAAACCAGCGAAGUGGAAAGGACCGAAUUUUCCUUUUGAAGAUAAUGACGUGUUGAGAAAUGGCAUUUACACAUCCUUGAAUAUUGUCGUGAAAGAGGAGGCUCAAGUUCAUAGCACUGUGGACAACAUUAUAGAAGUUGGGUGCUCUCCAAGUCAAAGUAUAAUGGAUGAACCCAUGAUUGUCAGCAAUCCGCCAGAUAUAUGCCAAGUGGUAGAAGUGACCACAGAAAGUGAAGAUCAGCCUGUCAGCACAAGCCAGCUAUACCCAUUGCAGAUCUCCCCGGUUUCUUCCUAUGCAGAAAGUGAAACGGAUAGCGUUGCAUCCAAUGAAGAAUAUGCUGAGAUGAAUGAGAAAACAAACCAAGAUCAGACACAAUGGCAACAGAGCAACAUUGAAGGGAAGGAGUUUCUCAGUAACGUGGGUUUGAACAGUGUGUUCAAUCCAAGCACCACUGUGUCUUCUGUGACUUCUAGCAUCGGUGACAACAAAGCUCCUGUCAUUGAAUCUGAUCCAGAAACACUUUAUACCAAUGCAUGGACCGACCUAGCUAAUGCCUCUGUGUCACCUACCCCAUCACAACAAGCCUCUGUCAAACAGCGUGGACCUGAGAAGCGUGCGACUGUCAUCAUGAAAACAUCGGAUUUAACUGGAGGCAAGAAAUGCUGAGCCCAUGGGUAGAUUUCUUCUGGUAAAGUCUACUGGGCCGAAGGCACACUGUAAUAAAGCGACUUUGCAGACCAUAAUUUGACUAUUUGUAUGUAAUAGAAAGUGUGCUGCAGCACUGGAUAUCAUUUGGUUCUUUAUCUGAACUGCCACCUCCAGAUCAUCAAUUUUUAACUCAGGACAACAUUUUUAUGAUGACCAUUGGUUUUCCUGUUGCACUUGUUUGUUUAUCGAAAAACAACGUUGCUGAGCUUUGUCUCAUCAAGGACUCAGAAAGAGAAUUCAGAAAGGACCAAUGCAACUUUCAGCGCCUUCCAAACCUUGCUACAGCAGAGAAAUUGUGAACUGCAUAGCAAAACGUAAAUAUUUUUUAUAUUCUUUUAAUGUGAAUAUGUAUAUAGUACAGGGAAGGAAAGUCACUGCCUGCUUUUGCACCUUAAAUCUAGUGUGGCACUUAAUGCUGUUAUCUUCCUGGACUGGCAAAUACAAAUAUAAGUAUCUAGAACUUAAUUUUUAUGGUUCAGUCUGUGGCCAGGUAUAAGAACUGCUUUCACUUUGCCUCCUUUGCCCAAGUUCGGAAUGACAAUAGGAUUGAUCCUGAAUGAUGUGCAAAAAAAGAAUGUCUUAGUCGAAGGAUGAGCUUUAAUCUUUUUCUAAAGCAAGCUUUUUUUUAUAAAGGGAUUAUUUUAUUCAGGGUAAUUAAUUCUAAUGUGAGUAUAAAUCGUUAUCUUUUUUACGAAAAUAAAUAUUUUUUUGGGUUCCAUUCCUUGUUUAUUAGCCUACAUACCUGUGGUAAAUUGUUAAUUUUUUAACAGAAAUGUGUAGCAGUUAAAAACCACCCAAUAAAUAUGCUACCUGCUACAUCACUGAGUAGAAAUAGUGAGUUUGUCAUCAAAAUUCGAUAUAAAUCAUGUGCAAAGUUAUCAGCAAAACAUUUAUUGGGAUUUUUUUAACAACUUCCUUUGUAUAGAGCAGGCUUCAGGGCAUUAAUAAUGAAUUAUUGAAUCUAAGAUACAUUGGAUUGAAGAAUAUUGCUAUUGACAAUCGUAUUUCACUUGUGCUGUUUCAUCUCUUGUUGUAAAGCCAGGUAAAGUUACACAGAAUUUCAUAAUUAUCCCCCUCCAUUUGCUGUAGGAACAAGAAAUUUAUGAUCAUCUUUUAUAUAGUGAAAUUAUGUCUGUUACACCCUGUCAGCAAUGUUUAUUUUUAAAAUGACAUUAAGCAAGUGAUUCAUUAAUAGGGCUGUUAUGCAGCAGGUUUUUGCAUCAAUCUGAUGUACAAAUAGUGCUGCAUCAAUGCAAAAUCUAGCUCCAGUAUUCCAUCAGCAAUGUCAGAUGAUUGUGAUUUAACGUAGGUGCGAAGGUUGUCUCACACCACUUAGACCAGAUGCAGAGCCAUCACAAAGCAACUUCUUCAAUGUUCAUGUUAUAUUCUAACAUGUUCAUUAUAAGUCUCCAGGUGCAUACUUGUGAUGUCAAUACGAAGCCAACAAGACAGCUUUCAGAACAUUAAGCCCGAAAUUCUACCUUGUUCUUGCCUGUGAAACCAUUGUGUUUUAAAAAAAUCCAGAAAAUUCCGAG